Molecule: messenger RNA, 1980 nt
Organism: Penicillium olsonii
Lineage: Eukaryota; Fungi; Ascomycota; Eurotiomycetes; Eurotiales; Aspergillaceae
Source: the annotation of a GenBank genome assembly
AUGCCUUCUGCGUAUAAGAGCAAGGGUAAAGGCCGAGACGCACGCCAGUCGCGUAGUCGCAACACGACUCCGUCCGGAGCUAGCGGUCCCACGAUCCCAACACUACCCAUCCAGAGCUAUAUGGAAAAUGAUGUCACCAAACUUAUCGACCUCGCCGGUGGCCAGUAUUCUGAUGUUUUGGACCUGGUCGCUGCGCAGAACAUCCCAGAUUCAAAAACAUUGGAAACAUUGGUGGAACACCUAAAGAGCCUCAGCGACAUGGCUGAUGCUCGGGGCGAAGUGUGCAAUGCCGGAAUGCGAGAGAUGUCUCAAAAACGUAAAGAUGUGAUGGAUGACCAGGAUCUCGAUCGCGAAGUCCGAGAGCGCUCGAAGCUGAAGCGCGAAACCGAAGAAGAGGAUGACAUCCACAGGGGCGGGAAGCUGAAGAAGCGCAAGGAACGGGCCUCUGCAAAAGAAGAGCGCCCCUUAAAUCAUGGGGCUCACGAAGUCGCUCGCCAAGACGGAGCAGAGACCAAAAUUGAAGGAGCUGCUUCUCCAGCAUCCAAAAACUCCAAGAAUGCGCCCUCUGAUGAGAGCUCUUCGCUUUCACCUCCCUCAAUGAUGUCCCCCAAUGGCGCGAACCCUGCCGCCGACGGUCCUGCUCCCCCCGGCUCGCCUGGUUCGGAAACCAGCACAGAUUCCCACCAACCAGACCCUGCGCCAGCUGUGCCUCACAUCCAGAUUUUUGGUGACAAUCCUAUGGAAUAUGACGACCCGACGGUCUAUGAUAUUCGCGAAGUCCUCGAGGGCAUGACGGACGAUGAGAGGAAAGAAAUUUACAGUGUCGCACGGUUCCCCAAGACCGACCUGGCUCAUAUGGCCGCUGGUAUAGCUCCCGACAAGGACUUCAGCAACGCCAAACCGUCCAACCAAGUCAGCGCCAACACUUUCUUAACAUACAUUGAGCCAUACGUUCGACCUCUCACUGAGGAGGACAUCGCUUGGUUGAGAGAGAGGGGUGACCGUGCUACUCCGUUCAUAAUGCCGCGUCGCGGGAAGAAGAGCUAUCGUCAGCUUUGGGCAGAAGAGGACGGGGUUUCUUACGACUCAAGCCAAGAUGACAAGGACCAGCUACCUCUGAACCAAGGCCGCGGUAACAUCGACCAAUUGACCGAAGAGAAAGCCGAAACUAGCGAGGUUUCUGUCGGUCCUCUCCUCAGCCGACUUGUCUCGCUCCUACGAUACGAACACCGCACCUACCCCGAAGACGACAGCACAAACGCAAAUGGUGAAUCAAAUGGAGGAGGUCUAGGCGGAGAUGCAAUGGACAUCGACCAGCCAAGUGCCGAAAAAGAACCGAAGAGCGAACAAAAGCCAUCCCAACCCCCUGCAACCACAUUCCGCGACGCCGAUCCGAACGACUUCAAAACCUCAGUCGCAAAACUGGACCAUGCGCAACUUGACGAGCGCGCCAAGGCCGAGCUACGAUACAUUGGCUUCCUCGGCGCAGACGACAAUCCAGACUAUGACGCCCACUAUGACGACGAAGUCGCAGAGCGUCUCCGUCUCCUACAAGGCGAACUGAAGAAACAAAUCGUCACCAAUAAUGCGCGCAAAGCCCGUAUCUUGAAGAUCGCCCAGGAACACAUGGCCAUGCUCGAAUUCACCACCAUCCAAGACGACCUCGACUCGCAGGUCCAGCAGGCCUACCUCAAGCGCACUCGUACUAUGGGCAAGAGCAAGAAGGGAGCUCAAGCUAAGCACCGUCCAGGUGGUGCCGGUGGUGGCAGCCAUGUCGCUGGCCCUGCGGGUGUUUCCCGUCCUGCUGUUGGAGAUGCGGCGAAGAUUGUCAUGGACCGUCGCCGUCGCUGGAACGAGGCAUUCUUGCCUAUCUUCGAUGAUAUCAAGACUACCAUUCCUUCGGAGGGAGAUUCUAUCUUCGACAAUUCUGUCAUGGGUGAAUAUGAGAAGGCAGAGCUUGAGAACUGGGAUGAGGAGUAA